UUGAAUGUAGCACAAACACAGCACAUCCCUGGUGCGUCGCUUAUGAGGAGCUCCGAGUCAGAAGCAGAACAAGCGUCAUACCUGGUCAAACCAGCCCUGAGCCCGGGACCAAGGAGCCAACGAUCGGGGAAGGAUAACGGCGAAUACUUCUUGCAAAAGUGAAGAAAAGACAAAUAGAAGUGAGUCCAGGCGUCAGUGGGGUAAUUGCAAAGUGGGACGGUAGUUCAUGCAAUCUUAUUAUGGCCCGUUCAAAUAGGGACUACAUCUAAAGACAUGCUGAAGAUCGAAGACUAUCCACAGCGUGAGAAGUAAUUUCCAAGGGAACGGGAAUGGCUUGAUUCAACGCUGCGUGCGAUACUACUGUCAGAGGCGCUCAUGUUUCUGUGGAAGCGACACAAAGUUUGCUGCGCUUCACUUGGAAAUAAAGCCACUUUUCUUUUGGCGACUAUUUGAACACACCCUAGCGGCAUCGUCCGUGCCGCCGUCCCAACAUGUCCAACACUGCGUUGAGGAAGAACCACUGGACCUCCCGGCUCAACGAGUGUUCCGUGUCCAAAGAUGUCCACGGGGGCUUGAACGUCCCACUGCGCGGCGGUGCAGAGAACGGAGAGUUUGCGUUCAUCGGGCAACUCAAGCCGAAUCAAGUGCUUUACAACAGUGGACAGUUAAAUGACGGAGAGCUUCUUUUGGAGGUGGAGAACCUUCCCAUCUCAGGAUUACCCCUGUAUGACGUGCAUACCCUCAUCAAGAACUGCCAAGGUUCCGUCAGGUUAAAAACUGUCAGGCCAGGAAAUAAGCUGAACAAGGACCUGAAACACUAUCUCAGCCAGCGCUUCCAGAAAUCUUCGCCUGACCACGAGCUGCAGCAAAUUAUCCGAGACAACCUCUACCGCCACGCCGUGCCUUGUACAACCCGACCCCCUCGUGAAGGAGAAGUCUCUGGUGUCGACUACAACUUCCUUUCAGUUCAGGACUUUCUGGAAUUAGAAAAAAGUGGAACCUUGUUGGAAAUCGGAACAUAUGAAGGAAACUAUUAUGGGACACCCAAGCCGCCGGUGCAGCCCCCCGGUGGGAAAGUGAUUACCAAUAGCAGCGGCGGUGAUGCCCCACGGCCAGACGGGCUCAGCGGUAGCCUGCCGGGCUCGCAAGAAUCCACUCCCCGACGCAGCAAGUCCUACAAUGACAUGCACAAUGCUGGAAUAGUGCCUGGAGAACUGCCGCUGGAGGACGACGAGGACCUCCCUGACAUGAACAGUAGCUACACAGGAGAAUCAAGCGAACUCGACGAGAUUCAUCGCUCGGUGAGACCCUUCACCCCUCGCCGGAGUGACCCAUCCUACUUUGGGACGACCCCCUUACCACCGGCCACCACGGAGAGCACUCAGCAGACUCACCCUAACCUGAGCCAUCCUCCCCCGGAGGACCCUCAGGGACCUCUGCCCGACAAUUGGGAGAUGGCCUACACUGAGAACGGAGAGGUCUAUUUUAUAGAUCACAAUACAAAGACCACCUCUUGGAUAGACCCUCGGUGCCUGGACAAACCUCAGAAACCCCUGGAAGAAUGUGAAGAUGACGAAGGGGUUCAUACGGAGGAGCUGGACAAUGAUCUUCUUGAACUUCCACCCGGAUGGGAGAAAAUAGAUGAUCCAGUCUAUGGCGUCUACUAUGUUGAUCAUAUCAACAGGAGGACUCAGUACGAGAAUCCCCUUUUGGAGGCUAAGCGGCGCAGACAAGUGGAACAGCAACAGCCUCAAGUGCAAAGCCAGCAGCCACCUGAAGAAUGGAUUGAAGACUCAACCUUUGCCGGGGCCCCUCCAACAAGUUAUACUGCCAACCACCAAGAGACUUACAGGGACCCUCAACCUGGGCCCACAGUGCCAAUGGGACAAAAACGAGGAAAGCCUUUCUUUACCCGGAACCGAUCUGAACUAAAGGGGACUUUCAUCAAUACCAAGCUGAAAAAGAGCCGCAGAGGUUUUGGUUUCACUGUCGUGGGAGGCGACGAGCCAGAUGAGUUCCUGCAAAUCAAGAGUCUGGUCCUCGACGGACCGGCCGCCCUCGACGGCAAGAUGGAGACAGGUGAUGUCAUAGUGAGUGUCAACGACACCUGUGUGCUCGGCUACACCCACGCACAAGUUGUGAAGAUCUUCCAGUCGAUCCCAAUUGGCUCUAUGGUCAAUUUGGAGCUGUGCCGCGGUUACCCUUUGCCCUUUGACCCCGAUGACCCCAACACAAGCCUGGUUACCUCAGUGGCCAUUCUUGACAACAAAGAUCCUAUCAUAGUCAACGGUCAAGAGGCCUCCAACAAUACUUACGAUUUGCCGCCCAGUCACAGCAGUCAGAACAGCAACAGCGGCUCCACCAACGGCGGCGGGGCUGCCCUCAAUGGCCUCCCGCGACCUCACAGCCCCUCCGCAGAGGCGAACUCUGACCCCGCAUCCCAACACGGCUACCCCAGCGACGUGGUCACCCUGGCCUCAUCCAUCGCAACACAACCGGAGCUCAUCACCGUACAUAUGGAGAAAGGCGACAAGGGCUUCGGCUUCACCAUCGCCGACAGCCUCGGCGGCGGCGGGCAGAGAGUAAAACAGAUUGUGGACUAUCCGCGCUGUCGCGGUCUCAGAGAGGGUGACAUCAUCGUGGAGGUGAACAAGAGGAACGUGCAGAGUAUGUCGCACAACCAGGUGGUUGACUUACUCAGCAAGUGUCCGAAGGGGAGCGAGGUCACCAUGCUGGUGCAGAGAGGAGUGGCACCUGCAAAGAAGAGCCCAAAACUGGAUGAUUUUGAGCUGGCUCCUCCAUACCGAGAUUACAGUAGGAGGCCAUUGUCAAGAAAGGACAGCCAGAACAGCUCCCAGCUCAGCGUUUCCAGCCACCGGAGUGCCCACACCGACUCGCCCUUGUACUCGUCGCUGGCACCUCCGCACAGCGAGAGCGCCGCUCCCCCGGUCCCAUCUCAGCCCCUACCGGGCCUUCCACCCCAGGACUUCACAGCCGACGGGACCAUCCAGAGAAAACCAGAUCCCUUUAAGAUUUGGGCCCAGUCCAGGAGCAUGUAUGAAAUUCCAGACUUCCAGGAGCAGGAUAUUUUCCUGUGGAGGAAGGACACAGGGUUUGGCUUCAGAAUUCUUGGAGGGAACGAGGAAGGAGAGCCAAUCUACAUCGGCCAUAUCGUAAAGUACGGCGCGGCAGAUGAGGAUGGACGCCUGAGGUCCGGCGAUGAGCUCAUAUGUGUGGAUGGCACCGCCGUGGUGGGCAAGUCGCACCAGCUGGUGGUGCAACUGAUGCAGCAGGCGGCCAAGCAAGGCCAUGUCAACCUCACCGUGCGACGCAAAACCAGUUACGCCGUUAAAGCCGAAGGAGACGUGCCUCCGUCACCCGCCUCGUCCCACCACAGCAGCACCCAGGCGCCCAGCCUGACAGAGGAGAUUGGAAAGCGAACUCCGCAGGGCAGUCAGAAUUCCCUCAACACCGUCAGCUCCGGCAGCGGCUCCACCUCUGGCAUCGGCAGCGGGGGAGGCGGCGGCGUAGGGGCCGGGGGCAGCGCCAACGUCGCCGCCGUCGCAGCGGCCACCACCUCAUCGCAGCCUCCGAACGUGAACUCCAGCAUCCCCGUCUCCUCCGCCUUGCAGCCUUAUGACGUGGAGAUCCGCCGCGGGGAGAACGAAGGCUUUGGAUUUGUCAUCGUGUCGUCUGUUUCCCGUCCUGAGGCGGGCACCACCUUUGGACGGAUCAUCGAGGGAAGCCCCGCCGACCGCUGCGGGAAGCUGAAAGUGGGAGAUCGCAUCCUGGCAGUGAACUCGUGCUCCAUCACCAACAAGUCCCACUCGGACAUUGUCAACCUCAUCAAGGAAGCCGGGAAUACUGUUACACUACGCAUCAUUCCUGGAGACGAGUCAUCAAAUGCGUCUUUAUUGACAAACGCGGAGAAAAUUGCUACUAUUACCACAACUCACACAGCCCAGCAACAGGCUGCACCAGAAGCCAGAAACAAUACCAAACCAAAACAGGAGUCGUUUGACUUUAAAGCCCCUCAAGCGCCUCCCCCGCAACUUCCAACGCAAGUGUCAGCCCAGGAUUCCGAGUUUUACUCAGCGGACCUGGAACGGGAUAGCAAAGGCUUUGGCUUCAGUCUGCGGGGCGGCAGGGAAUACAACAUGGACCUAUACGUACUGAGGCUAGCUGAAGAUGGAGCAGCCGUCCGCAACGGGAAAAUGAGGGUUGGUGAUGAAAUCUUGGAAAUCAACGGAGAGAGCACCAAGGGCAUGAAGCACGCCCGAGCCAUCGAGCUCAUUAAGAGCGGAGGGCGACGUGUUCAUCUGGUGCUCAAGAGGGGCGAUGGCUCGGUCCCCGAAUAUGACGGCACCCCAAACGACAGCAGCGCAGCCUCAGGGUUACAAAACGCUGCGGAAGUGAGCUCCCUGCCCUUCAAUGAGCCGUCGGAGCAAAGCUACAACCCGGAACCCCAAAGCUCAUCUCGGACCAAGAAGGAGACGACCCAUCACUCAUCGGGCACUGGCAAGCACCGUUCACGUCACCGCCGUCGCUCUCCUCAUAAGAAAACCAGCACAGGUAAACACAAAAGGACAAAAUCUCCCGGAAAGAUCAAUCUGUUGAAGAAGAAGAAGGAUGAAAAGGGAAAAUCCGAGCAGCGCCACCAUUCCAGCGGGCACCACCGCAGCCGCCACCGCUCUCCUGACAAGGGGUACAAACGCUCGCGCAGUGCAGAGAACGCCCUGGACGGCCGUCACGGGGGACACCGCCACGGGCGCUCCCCCGACAGGCACCACCAUCGUCACCGCUCACCUCAACGCUCGCCUUACCGCUCACCUCGACGCUCGCCUUACCGCUCGCCUCGACGCUCACCGUACCGCUCUCCUCGACGCUCGCCGUACCGUUCACCUCCCCCCUACAAAUCGCCCCAACGUUCUCGGCAGCGCUCCCCCAACAGACGCCAAGGUCGCUCCGCCGACCCCUACCGCAGAUACGGCUCCCCGCAAGGAGCGAGGCAGCGCGGCAACGAGAAGCCCGCCGUCGUCGAGGCGCUACCGAAGGCGCCGUCGAGGUUUACCGAACCGAGCCUCUCUUUUGAGGACAGCGUCCUGCGCGAGGCCCCCGCCCUGGUCCGUCUCAACCGGGUGGCCGGGGAGGAGCGUCCCUUUAUGAACGACAGUCUCCUGACCAGAGCUUCCACCAUGGAGAGAGCCUUCGGCGGGGACAGCCUGCUGAGGGACAUUUCCCGCAACCAGAGAGACACCUUCGAGAACGGCUCCCGGCCCAGAGUACGCACGCCCGACUCCGACUUGGCUUACAACCGGUACAGCUCGCUCCUGAGGGGACGAUCGCCCGAGAGGGCCGACAGGGACCGGGACAGAAACUACCCCAGCAGAGAAUCUACCCCAGAACCGUACCGAACGCGCAGCCUCGGACGAGACAUCUCCCCUAUCCGAAGCCCCAGACGUAAAGACUCUGAGGACGAAGAGGAUGACGACAACUUUGUGGCGGCUAAGGUGAGCGAGUACUACAGCACGUUGGAAAGUGACAACAGUCGCUCUGCCAGACCGCUGCUCCCAGAGCCCAAGAAGACCUACAAGGACAACCCCAGAGACCUGAGCAUCUGAUUGGACAGCAGCCACCCAAUCAUGGCCACUACACAUAAUUCACCUCAAGUGUCCGUGCCCAUCAAGAUGUUACAAAGUCAACCCUGGUUGUCUACACACACACACACUUGCACGCAGAUUUGAUAAAUUGAUGUAACAAUAUUCAGUUACAACCAAGAUGGUGGUUCCUCUUCUUUUUUUAUUGUAUUAUUUCCCCCCCUGUUUGAUUUGGAUUGAUAUUCUACAUUUAGAAUAAUCCAGACUUUUCCAUAAAAUGUAAAACCAUAAAAACAAUGAUGUGCCUAACAGUUCCAUUAACAACCAUUUGUUUGUUUUGAUUUGAUACUCGCCAGGUGUUUUGUGCUGCACAUGAUGAAAAAGGGAAAAAAGAAAAGUCUGUAGAUUUCCACAAGGUUCCUAUGGUGUGCAUGUCUUUACUGGUCUCUCUCUCUCUCUCUCUCUCUCUCGUUCACUCUCUUGCUACCUUGCACCUUCUUUCAGUCUCUCUCUCUUCCUCUUUCUCUCCAUUGCCACUGUUUUAUAUACAUUUGACCAGACUAUAGCACAAGCCUGCAUUUAUUUGUAUAUUUUUUGACAGUUUGCAGUAUGUGUACAUUCAGAGCUGAUCAUUUUAAAUGAAUGAAGGGGAAAUUAAAAGUUAAACUAUAAUGAUGGUGAUGUUAAAAUAAAAUAAUAUAUUCAACAAUC
Molecule: messenger RNA, 6308 nt
Organism: Syngnathus typhle (broad-nosed pipefish)
Lineage: Eukaryota; Metazoa; Chordata; Actinopteri; Syngnathiformes; Syngnathidae
Gene: magi1b
Product: membrane associated guanylate kinase, WW and PDZ domain containing 1b
Exons: 24
Coding region: 492-5621 (1709 amino acids)
Biological process (GO): signal transduction
Cellular component (GO): cytoplasm
Molecular function (GO): protein binding
Source: RefSeq, a predicted model, not a curated record